Cylindrotheca closterium is the source of this 2850-nucleotide messenger RNA. Lineage: Eukaryota; Bacillariophyta; Bacillariophyceae; Bacillariales; Bacillariaceae. The record is from the annotation of a GenBank genome assembly.
AUGUUGAGUUUAUCGCGUUGCCCAAGUAAGAAGAGAAAGAAGAAAUCUUCCUCAUCGUCAUCUUCGUCGUCAUUGACCGUUGUUCCAAAGAGCAGCAUUGCUUCAAUGGAUCUAUACAAGACAAAAGAAGAAGAAGAAGAAGAAGAUGAUGAUAUUUCUUUUUCUCCUCCACAGUCAUCUUCGAAUUCCAAAACGGUAAAUGGUGAACCUUUGAAAGAAAACCAAGAGCAACAAGUUCAAAAGUUGAAACGACAUCGCGAACGCAAACGACGACGACAGAUGCGUAUGGAAUCUGCUCUGGAAAGCAUCCUGAAACCUUGCGUUCAACUAUCAGACUCUACAGAAUUGAAACGCAUGGAAACCAGGUUUUGGAAUGACAGUGAUUCGGAUGAUGAGUAUGAUGAGAUUGAGGAGCAAACACCUGGUCCUCCGUUCGCUGAGCCAUUUUGUCACAUAAGCACCAAAUCACAAAACACAACUACUGACAGGACAAAAGAAACGGCAGUCACGGGGUCGAAGCCACCGAUUCUCAAUCUAUCUCUGGGAGGCAACGUGAAUGGAAGUAAAUCAGACAACGAUCCAGAAACACCAAUCACGACCAAGAAAAGAAUAUCCAAACUAGGCCAACAAGCAAGGCCAUCUUCGCCAAAAACAAAGGACAAAGAAGUAACGUCCUCUGGAUUGAUUAAUACAUAUGAUAUCCAAAUAUUGUCAGCGGAUGAACUAGACUCCGGAGAUGUAGAGUUUGAUGAAGACGACGAUAAUCGUUUCCCAUGUUUGCGAGCAAAUGGUAAAAGCAUGACCGGCGUUCAAUCUGGUCACAACUCGACAGUUCCAAAGAGUGAUAAGGAUAAGGGUCCUAUAAUUCCGCAUUCAAGAGAUUGUGGUCUUGAGUUGAACGGAAAUGAGGCUUUGAAAGGCAAAACUAAAGAAUCUAACCAAUCAAGCCACGAGGUAACAAAUCAGGCUGCCGGAUUGAUUGCUCCGUCUACAACAGAUGCACCAGAAAAAGCGAUGACUUCAAUUUCACAGUCGGACAGCAAUGUACAACCCAAAGUUCCCCCGUCUUCCUUAUGUGAAAAUGUGAACAUUCGAUCACCCGCUAAAUUACAAACUGAACAUGACCUUUUCCGACCACACCAGCUUCGAUCCAAAAAUCGUCCUUCGCAACUGAAAUCGACUGACCAGUUAGAACUGGAGAGUAAGGUGACAGAGGCAACAGCAUCGGAUACAGAACCAGCGAUCAGUUCAGCCACUUUUCCCGAUGAGCAAACAGAGCUGAUCUUGGUUGAAAACCAUGCAGCAAAAAGCGGGUCAAAUAUACUGCAAAAACCCAAGUCAAAAGCAAGUAAAUCGUCAGUAUCGCCCACACCAUCAUCAUUUAAGAGUGCCAAGACCAUCCCCAAGCAUGAAAAAGUGGCAUCAGAUGAUACUGAAGGAACGUCUCCCAACAAGAAGCGGCGAAAACGAGUUGCGAAAAAGUCUGAAGUUCCUGCUACGGAAUGCGUCGAAAUGGAUUCUGACUGUGAUCAUGUAGCUUCGAAGAAAACAUCACAACGAGGAAAGAAACGUGAUAGAAAACGUUCAUGUGCCCUCUGCACUACAUGUCCCUGUCGAAAAGCCAGAAGUGACGAAACAUUCGGAGAAUUAGGCCUCCAGAGUUUUGCCCAAUCUGACAGCGCGAUGGAAAAGGCAUUGAUUAGAAGAUUGAAGAAGAUCGAGAAGUCCUGUGAAAAUCUACAAGAUCAGCAAGAGACGAUAAAAAGAAAGCUAAAGAAACAUCGGCGUGAUAUUUUGCGAAAGAAAACAAAGGUACCAUCCGAGGAUGAGGGUAUCUCGUAUUUUCUUCCUGACGCCGACGAACUGGACACUUCCGAAUGCCAGCCCACUAGGGUGGCUGAUGAUUGGGUCACGUACGCUCAGAAACGUAUGUUUCCAUCCACGUUAGAUGAUAAUCAGCCAAGUCUUACCCAGCUCGGCUUUUGGUCAUCAAAAUCGAAGAAACCUAUCGAUGAAUCAGAAGAGCCUCCUGACACACACAUCGAAACCCAAGGCGCAUCGACAGAAGAUUCCCAUCACGAGCCAGUUGAAUCAGUUGUGGAUGAAUUUGAGAUCGGCAAAUCUCAGAACUGUACAAACGAAUAUGACAAACGUGAAGAUGAAGAAGAUUCCAAAGCCUCGUUUCUGGAAUCAACAACAGAAGAAGACAUUGAAACAGGAGAUACAAGGUCUGGAUGCGAGAAAGCCUAUCGAAUUACUUGGCGAAAUGGAUCGAAAAGGACAAACGAUUUAGUUGCAACUAGUGCCCUUGAGGGGCUUGUGGUCCAUCCAGAAGAAGCGCAACAAGUCGAUGAUGCAAACUCGGUACUUUCUCUAACUCAAGAAGAGCGUCCAAUGGGAAGAAUCGAACCAUGUCCAUGGGAUAGCCUCUUCUCGGAUUGCGCGAUGGGAAAUGAAAUUGACCACUUUGUGAAGUUGACUGGUUUCAAAUCCCUAUGCGGCACACAGGAAUCAAGUGCCAGAAGUGUUUGUGGAGUUGGCAACUCUGUUGCGAGCUGCUUUGAUGAUUCGACACAAGGUGGGGCUCGUAUUUUUAUCACAAAAAUCAGUUCUGACGUCACGAAUGUUGACGCCCUCAAAAAAGUUUGUCCUAAUUGGAAAGAAAACGUUUCAUUUGCAUUUGGUCAAAGCAAGGAAGACAUUCAAAAUGCACUUGAGAAUUUGCAAGAAUCUCGGACUAGAUUAUAUCGAACAAAGCAAAUGAUACUCGAUGCAUGGGAUCGGAACAGAACGACCAUGGAUAUUUUUAAGGACGCCUUGGAAAAAUCUCUUAAUCGAUUCAAAUCUUGA